AGCUGAUGGGAGAAGUGGACCUUAAGUUGCCUGGUGGGGCUGGCCCAGCUUCAGGAUUCUUCCGGUCUCUAAUGUCUCUCAAGCGAAAGGAAAAAGGAGUAGUAUUUGGAUCUCCACUGACAGAGGAAGGUAUUGCCCAGAUAUACCAACUAAUUGAAUAUCUCCACAAAAACUUGCGUGUAGAGGGCUUGUUUAGAGUACCAGGGAAUAGCGUCCGGCAGCAGAUUUUAAGGGAUGCUCUCAAUAAUGGAACUGAUAUUGACCUGGAAUCAGGGGAGUUUCACUCCAAUGACGUUGCCACCUUGCUGAAGAUGUUUCUAGGAGAGUUACCUGAGCCCCUGCUGACACACAAACAUUUUCACGCACACUUGAAAAUUGCUGAUUUGAUGCAGUUUGAUGAUAAAGGAAACAAGACCAAUGUACCAGAUAAGGAGCGGCAAAUUGAGGCGCUUCAGUUGCUUUUCCUCAUUCUCCCUCCACCCAAUCGUAACUUGCUGAAGUUACUGCUCGAUCUCCUGUACCAAACAGCAAAAAAACAAGACAAGAAUAAGAUGUCUGCCUACAACCUUGCCCUUAUGUUUGCACCCCAUGUCCUGUGGCCAAAAAAUGUCACUACAAAUGACCUUCAAGAAAAUAUUGCAAAGUUAAACCAUGGGAUGGCUUUUAUGAUUAAACACUCCCAGAAACUUUUUAAGGCUCCUGCUUACAUUCGGGAAUGUGCCAGAUUGCACUAUUUGAGCUCCAGAACUCAAGCAUCAAAGGAUGAUCUUGAUCUGACAGUUUCAUGUCAUUCUAAGCCCUUCCAACUGGCAAAAUCUCACAACUGGAACCGGGUAGAUUCCUGCUCUCAUCAGGAGGAGACCCAGCAGCGUACGGAGGAGGCACUGAAAGAGCUGUUCCAACACGUUCACAAUAUGCCAGAGUCGGCAAAGAAGAAACAGCUUAUCAGACAG
Molecule: messenger RNA, 953 nt
Organism: Hipposideros armiger (great roundleaf bat)
Lineage: Eukaryota; Metazoa; Chordata; Mammalia; Chiroptera; Hipposideridae
Gene: ARHGAP19
Product: Rho GTPase activating protein 19
Exons: 7
Biological process (GO): regulation of small GTPase mediated signal transduction; signal transduction
Cellular component (GO): cytoplasm
Molecular function (GO): GTPase activator activity
Source: RefSeq, a predicted model, not a curated record